Anopheles maculipalpis is the source of this 1465-nucleotide messenger RNA. RefSeq names its product slit homolog 3 protein-like. Gene Ontology annotation, molecular function: protein binding. NCBI's taxonomy places the organism in Eukaryota, Metazoa, Arthropoda, Insecta, Diptera, Culicidae. The transcript has 3 exons. The record is from RefSeq and is a predicted model, not a curated record. Bases 10 to 1455 code for a protein of 481 amino acids.
UUAACGAAAAUGCACUUCGGAUUAGCGGAUGCAUCUGUGUGGCUAGUGUUGAUCGCGGUGCGAUUACAGCUCUGCACCUGCUCCAAGUACACCUGUACGAUCGGUUCGGAUGGGUUCUGCAUCUUUCAGGGCGUACACAUCGAAAGUCCGGAGCAGGCGGCGAACGUGCAGUUGGAACCGCCGGCGAUCGAUGUGACGCGCGUCAAGUUCCGCGACUCGAGCAUGUUCAUGCUACCGCCCGGCUUAUACAGUGCCUUCCGCCAGCUGCAGGAACUGCGCGUCUGGUGGAUGCACCUGCACAGUAUUCACAUCGAUCCACGGCUACUGUCGCUGGACGCGGAGAAGAACCGUAUCAGCAGCAUUACGACCGAUCCGGGUACGGUACCGCUGCUGCGAAAGCUCGAGCUCAACCAGAACCGUCUGCGCAACAUCGACAACAUUUCGGUGUUUGAAAAUCUGGAAAUUCUCGAGCUGGCUCACAACGAUCUCCGUACGCUGGACCUGUGCGUGUUUCAGAGGAUGCCCAAAUUGCGCCUGCUGGAUCUUUCCAGCAACAAUAUCGCGCUGGUACGCAGUUCUAUCGGGUCGGAAAAGCUUACCUCGCUGACAGUAUUAUAUCUGAACGAUAACCGGCUAACGUAUCUCGAUCUGGGCGUGUUGCGAUCGUUCCCAGCACUGGAAAAGGUCCAUCUCGCUAACAAUGCGCUCGUCUACGUUGAUCAUGACUCGCUCCCGACGAUGCUGCCCCGAUUGCGGGUCUUCCAUCUCCAGAGCAACGAUUGGCACUGUGAAGCACUCACCGAGCUGGUCGGACAGCUGCGAAAGACCGGUGUGCAGGACUUUAAAACCUUCAGUGCGUUCACUUGCAAGGAACGCAUGGUCGAAGGUGUAUGCUGUACCGAAAACAAACCAUUCUCGCUAGUGCGCAAAUCGAACCAAUAUCUCGCCAACUAUGCCACCGAACUCAAUGGACACACGCGCCACCUAAUGCGUGAGCUACAGCACACACGUCACGAAGUUGCACGGUUGAUCGCAAACGACAACUACACGCAGGUUUCACUCCAAACCAUCGGUGACGAGGUUGAGGAGCUUCGCAAUCAACUGACGGAUGCGCUGGCCGCACCGGACCCCGUGACGGGUCGCCCUGUACCACCGACCACGCCAAGUCGAACCGCACCAUCGGGCGGUUCCAUCAAUCCGGAGCGGCUUGUAGCGGAGGUGGCAAAGUUGCGGCGCGACUUCCAGAAAAUGGCCGGUGAGAAUCAAACGCUUCGCCAGCAAUUGCGUCAGUAUGAUAAGCUGCGACAGGAGUUGGAAGCGCUGCGAACGGAUACAACGGAGACGAAGCUAUCGUUUCAGCUGGUCAAGGAAGAGAAUGCAUUGCUGCGGCAGGAUCUUCGUCAGCUGGAGCAGAAGCUGCAGCAGCUGUUUAGCCGUGGUGCGGUACCGGUCUGACGGCCGUUAC